UUAAAUUCACGUGUGUACCUUCUCACUGUUAGGUUAGGUUCUUACCGCGCCUAACCUUUCAAACGCAAUGUGUACAAACUAAAGUGAAAAUGAUUGAAAGGCAUUUAGAUUUGAUACGCGACAGAGAUUGUAGACAGGGUGACAUCUCGACUUAAGACAACAAGACAUUUUCAACUGAUGUUGAAAGAAAAACAAAAGUAUUACUUCUCUCCUCUUUAAAUUAUUCAUAAGAUGAAACAAGCUAAAAGCUGUUACUUGAAAAGUAAUGAUAAAACACUGAAAACAGUAUAUCUGCCGCAUCAGGAGCCAAUCAUUGUGGGACGUAACCCAGAUACAAAUAUUACGGAUACACAGUGUCCCAGACAGCAAGUAAGAUUAUGCGCUGAUUAUGAAGAGCAUAAAGUUACCAUUCAACAGAUUGGAAAAAGAUCCUGUGGUUUUAAUGGCUUUAAAACAAGAAAAGACAUUAAAUUUAUAGGCACUCAUAAUGAUUGCUUAGAAAUUUUAUAUGGAAAAUACGUAUAUCAAAUUGAGUUUAAUCCCCCACCUCCUAAGCCUUGCUUACCAGAAAAAAGAAUCAGAGAACCAGAAGCCUGUGAUGAUGCUGCAAAAUACUCUUAUAAAAUACCAAAAGUUGAAUCUGAUGACAUAGACAGUAAGGAACAAAUACAAGGGCAGAUAGAAAAGAAACAUAAAAAAAAUACUGAUGGUAUUUUAAAGUAUAUUAACAGGAAAACAAAUUCAGAAAAUAUGUCAGAUCAAGUUGGAGAAGGUACUUGGGAGAGUAUAAACAGUGGAGCAUUAUUAAUAUAUACUUCACAGGGUGUGGAAGGCCGUUCAAAGAUAGCUGCAUAUGAUAUGGAUGGAACUUUAAUAACAACAAAGUCUGGCUUAGUAUUUCCAAAAGAUUAUGAUGACUGGCAACUUUUAUAUUCCGAUAUACCUAAUAAAUUGAGAGAGCUUCACAAAUCUUCUUACAAAAUAGUUAUUUUCACUAAUCAAGCAUCAAUUGGAAGUGGAAGACUAAAUACUAACUCUUUCAAAAAUAAGCUUAAAAAUGUAGUACAAAAAAUUGGAGUUCCUAUGCAGGUUUUCAUAGCUACUGGAAAUAGUAUCUACAGAAAACCAGCACCUGGCAUGUGGCACAAGUUGCAAGAAUACAAUGACUCUGUGAUCAUCGAUAAAGAAAAUUCGUUUUAUGUGGGAGAUGCAGCUGGACGAAUAAAAAAUUGGGCUCCAGGCAAAAAGAAAGAUCACUCAUUAGCAGACAGAUUAUUGGCACUGAAUCUAGGCUUGAAAUUUUAUACACCUGAAGAACAUUUUCGUGGACAUGGGCAAGCACAAUACAUGAUGCCUGGCUUUAAUCCAACAGAUUUGUCAAAUAAAGAUAUUUGCACAGGAGCCAGUUUAACAUCAAGCAAUCAAGAAGUCAUUUUAAUGGUUGGAUGUCCUGGUUCUGGAAAAUCACAUUUUGUAAAGAACCAUUUAAAUCAUUAUGAAUGUGUAAAUAGGGACAGUCUUGGCAGCUGGCAAAAAUGCAUUAAAAUGAUGGAAAAACACUUAAUGGAAAAACGAAGUGUCGUUGUAGACAAUACUAAUCCUGACUGUGCAUCAAGACAAAGAUAUAUUGAGGUAGCAAAACGAUAUAACGUCUCUGUGAGAUGUUUCAUAAUGUCUAUAAGUGUUGAUCAUGCGAAACACAAUAAUAAGUUUCGAGAGUUAACUGAUCCUAGUCACGCGAAAAUCAGUGAAAUAAUUAUUAACUCUUACAUGAACAAUUAUCAAUUACCUACACUGGAUGAAGGAUUUGCAGAAAUUGUUCACAUAAAUUUCGUACCAUCGUUUCAAAAAGAGGAAGAUCGAAAACUUUAUGAAAUGUAUUUACUCGAACAUUAGAAAAUAUUUUAUUAAAAAGUACGCGUGUUUUUAUGGCACAAUGAAUUUAUAAUAAAAUUUGAUAUUUAUUCUGAACUAAUAAACGAAUCUCACUUAAGUCUA
Molecule: messenger RNA, 1998 nt
Organism: Megachile rotundata (alfalfa leafcutting bee)
Lineage: Eukaryota; Metazoa; Arthropoda; Insecta; Hymenoptera; Megachilidae
Gene: PNKP
Product: Polynucleotide kinase 3'-phosphatase
Biological process (GO): DNA repair
Molecular function (GO): double-stranded DNA binding; polynucleotide 3'-phosphatase activity; protein binding
Source: RefSeq, a predicted model, not a curated record